Messenger RNA from Panthera uncia (snow leopard), 1561 nucleotides. It is a transcript of the gene FUOM, whose product is annotated as fucose mutarotase. Gene Ontology annotation, biological process: fucose metabolic process. Bases 509 to 994 code for a protein of 161 amino acids. Gene Ontology annotation, molecular function: fucose binding; racemase and epimerase activity, acting on carbohydrates and derivatives. The record is from RefSeq and is a predicted model, not a curated record. The transcript is spliced from 3 exons. Lineage: Eukaryota; Metazoa; Chordata; Mammalia; Carnivora; Felidae.
GAACGCCAAUGGGGUGCUCCCAGCACACCCACUUAGCCCAGAGGCCACAGCUGCCUGCCCUCCAGGGUUCCCCCACCCCAGGGCAGGCCGGCGGGUGUCCUGAAGGAAGAAUGUUGGUUAAAGAAGUCUGACAGGUCUGGUCACCCGCCCUUCCCCACUCAGCGACACCAGGGACCCAGCGGUCUGCGGUGCGACUGGGGGCUCAGCCUGGCCUGGGGGCGUAGCGGAGGCGGGAGAGGAGGCCGCGAGGGGCGGCAGCGGAGAGCUCGGACCACAAACACACGACGCCCGGGUCUUGGACGUGGCGGGGAACGCGAGGCCCAGGAAGACGCCUGUGGGGCUGGGCCGGUUGUCACCACCCCUGCCCAGGGUCAGCCAGCGCCGCUUGGAGCUUCCAGCCCCGGGUACGCCUCGCGCGGCCCCGCCCCUUCCGUCGAGGCCCCGCCUGCUCCGCUCCAGGCCCCGCCCCUUCCGUCGAGGCCCCGCCCCCCGCUCCGGACCCGCGAGCAUGGUAGUGCUGAAGGGCAUCCCAGUGCUGCUGUCCCCCGAGCUGCUCUACGCCCUGGCGCGGAUGGGGCACGGAGACGAGAUCGUUUUUGCAGACGUGAACUUCCCCACCUCCUCCAUAUGCAGGUGUGGCCCGGAGGAGAUCCGUGCCGACGCGAUGCCGGGAGGGGGACAUGACUCUCCGUGGAGAGGCGAGGUCACUGAGGCACAGAGAUGUGAAACGUGGGCCAACCCCUCCCCCGCCCCGCCCCGGACAACGCAGGCCAGUGGUCUGAGGCAUGCUCGGUGGGCUGCCAGCUCCAGACCCAGCGGCCUUGGCUUCCACUCCCUGCUGACAGAGAUGAGCCAGCUGUGCCUCAGUAUACACCAUGAGCCAGAUGACCCAAGGAGGAUGGGCCGUGGGAAAGGCCAAAUGCUGGGAGGCAAGGAGCAGCCAAGCCUGCAAGUGACGCGCACACCCUGCGUGUUAGUGGAAACCAGCAGUUAGGGGUCGGAGCCAGGCUUGCGGACAAGUCAACCACCAAGAGGAGCAGAGAAGACGGCAAAAGAAAGUGCUCUCGGGCUUUCUCACCAGCAGUUUCUGUAUUUCCCAGUUUUGUACGAAGCGCACGAGUUCUUUAACAAUCAGGACCCAGUUCUACGGGAGAACUGAGGCCGUGGGGACAGCCUCUUCCCAGGCCCCACUGUGCUCACCACAGGAUAAGAGUGGCAACCCAGGGGUCAUGUCGGGGGACUUCUGGGCUCAGGGAAGUGGCCCAGGUGCCCUUCCUGAUAGAGGACUUUGAGGUCACCACCAAUAACCUGUGUAGUGCGGUGAAGGGGGACGGGCAGGGCGGGCCCAGAGCCAGGAUGGCCACAGGGCGGGGAGAUGCCAGUGUGGCCCCAAUAAGUGUCCCCAGGCGGGCAGCACGUGCCUGCAGGGCCUUCUCUGUGCUGGGCCCAAGUGCAUCCUUGCUGGCCAGCUGAGUGAGGCCCAGGGGGAACGGUGUGGACAGGCCAACAGGGCAGGUGGCACCAUCGGCAGCCAGGUGGGAGAGGGCUGGAGUCUCAGGCU